AUGGUUGUUCCUCCUCAAAAAUUGAUUGUUCAUUAUCAUUAUUGUUCUAUAAAAGAUAUUGGGGAUAUCUAUAUAAACUAUUUAAAUGUUCAAUUAUUUUUUUUAAAAAAUGUUUUAAAUUGUUCUUUCUUACUUCUAGUAGAAGAAAUACAUCCUUAUAGUAAUUUUGGAUCAUAUCCAUAUGCUUUUAAUACAUUGGAGGGCAAUACUUUAAAUGAUGUAGAAAUAAUUGACUAUAUGAAAAAUAUUUAUUUAUUUGAUUUGGUUGAAUAUGAUUUAUAUGCAGGAGUAAUAAAUGAACUAAAGACAAUAUUGACAUAUUACAUAUGGGAAGAUGAUAAAAUAUUUAAUAAUUUUACGAAAAAAAUUUACGAAGAUAAAUUUUUUUAUAUAUACUAUCUUUAUUUAAUAAGAAAAUUAAAGAAGGAGAAUAGGAGAAUAUGCCAAGAGAGGGGAUUAGACAAUCAUAAAUUUAAUAUUUCUAGAUUAAAAACCAUUUUACAUAUAUUAGAUAAAGCUAUGGAUAAUAGUAAUAAUUCAGAUAUAAAAAGUGACAACGUCAGUUAUUUUCAUUCCUUGUGUUUUUCAAUUUUGUCGAUAUUUUAUUCUAUUCCCUCACAAU
Plasmodium gaboni is the source of this 622-nucleotide messenger RNA. RefSeq lists its product as hypothetical. The record is from RefSeq and is a predicted model, not a curated record. The annotation marks the transcript as partial. Lineage: Eukaryota; Apicomplexa; Aconoidasida; Haemosporida; Plasmodiidae. The transcript is spliced from 5 exons.